UCAUGUAAAUCAUUCAACUCAGAGCUCCUUCCUGUUUUUCACUAGUUCCGCCUUCUCUCGUGCCGUGUUUGCGCAGACUGACUUGGAAAGGAAGUCCAGGGAGGGAAAAAAAAAAAAAAAAAACAGUCUCUCCAGGAAAAGUGGGAAAACGGACCCACGAGGAGUUCUUAGCAGGGCUUUUGGGAGGAGACUUUUGUUGGCGCUUUAAAAGUCUGCGCUCAUGGAGGCGGCGAGGACUGUUUGAGGAGAGUAGAGAAGUGACCCGAAUGGAGGCGACUGACACAUUUCUGAAUGCAAAUGUGAAAGAGCUCCAACCAGACCAACCAGAUUCCUUCUGAUGGAUUGUAAAGGGCAACCCGAGUCUGAAGCCUCAGAGACGGCUGAGGAGUAGAAGUCACACACACACUCCAACACAUGUCAGCUGGACGAGACUGAGGCGCAGGGAAACAUGGAAGCACUGAGGGAGUCUUUUCUUCACUUGACUUUCCAGAUGUCAUCGUACAAGAGGGCGACGCUGGAUGAGGAGGAUCUGGUGGACUCCACCAGUGACGACAUCUACCCAUCAUCCCCCAUGCAGGUGGGUUUCCUGCGCGGCCGUGGUCCCGCAUGUUGGGCUGACAGGACACAGCGAGAGAGGCGGCUGCUGUUCUUGGUGUGCCUCCUGUCCUUGGCUCUGUUCAUAUCUCUCAUCACAUCAGGAGUCUUCUACAAACAGGCUCACCCAGGAUAUUGCCUGACGGACCAGUGCAUCACAGUGGCCAGCGCGGUCAUGGGCGCCCUGGACCGAUCCGUAGACCCCUGCCAUGACUUCUACAACUUUGCAUGCGGCGGCUGGGUGAAGAACAACCCGCUCCCUGAAGGGAAGUCUCGCUGGGGUCCUUUCAGCAACCUGUGGGAGCACAACAUGCUCGUAAUGAAGCAGUUAUUAGAAAACACAACAGUAAAAGGUUUGAGCAAAGCUGAGGAAAAAGCCCAGCGAUAUUAUGAAGCCUGCAUGAACGAGGCCAAGAUUGAGGAAUUGGGAGCUAAGCCUCUUCAGGAGCUUAUCAAUCAGAUUGGCGGGUGGGCUCUGAAUGAGUCAUGGGACAAAGACAACUUCCAGGAAGUUCUGCGCACAGUGUCGGCGGGCUUACGCACCUCUCCGUUCUUCACCGUGUUUGUCAGCACGGACUCCAAAAACUCCAAUAGUAACGUUAUUCAGGUGGAUCAGUCCAGCCUUGGCCUCCCGUCACGGGAUUACUACCUCAACAAAACAGCAAAUGAAAAGUAUCUGACAGCGUACCUCAACUUCCUGGUGGAGUUAGGGGUUCUUCUCGGUGGCUCAGAGGAAACAUCUCGGAGGAUGAUGGAGGAGAUUGUGGACUUUGAAACCACCUUGGCAAACAUCACCGUCCCUCAGGAGGAGAGGAGAGACGAGGAGCUCAUUUACCAUAAGAUGGAGGCCAAAGACCUGUCAACUUUAGCGCCCGCGGUGGACUGGAUGCCGUUCCUCAACGAAGUGUUUGCUCCUGUGCAGCUCAAUGAGUCAGAGCCAGUGGUUGUUUAUGCAAGAGAAUACCUCCAGAAAGUUUCUGACCUCAUUACUAAAACUAAUAAAAGCUUACUGAACAACUACAUGAUGAUGAAGGUGGUGAGGAAGAUGGUUUCUAUUUUGGACCAGCGGUUCCAGGAUGCCGAGCAGCGCUUCCUUGAGGUCAUGUACGGGACUAAAAAGAGCUGCACUCCCCGGUGGAAGCUGUGUGUCAGCGACACGGACAGCGCUCUGGGCUUUGCUCUCGGAGCCUUAUUUGUCAAAGCCACCUUCGCCGAAGACAGCAAAGCCACUGCUGAAGAUAUGGUUGCAGAAAUCAAAUUGGCGUUUGAGGACGGCCUGAAGUACGUGAGCUGGAUGGACUCAGAAACCAAAAGAGCAGCGAAAGAAAAGGCAGACGCAAUCUACAACAUGGUUGGAUAUCCUGAAUUCAUCAUGAACACUACACAGCUGGACAAAGUAUUCAAUGAUUUUAUGGUGGUGUCCGAGCUUUACUUCCAAAACGUCAUGCAAUACUACAACUUCUCAGCCAGAGUGACUGCGGACCAGCUGAGGAAAGCUCCCAACAGAAACCAGUGGAGCAUGACCCCUCCGACUGUAAAUGCAUAUUACAACCCAACAAAGAACGAGAUGGUUUUGCCAGCAGGAAUCCUUCAAGCCCCGUUCUACAGUCGCUCCUGGCCAAAAGCUCUCAACUUUGGUGGAAUUGGAGUAGUUAUGGGUCAUGAACUAACCCAUGCUUUUGAUGACCAGGGAAGGGAAUAUGACAAAGAUGGAAACUUGCGGCCUUGGUGGAAGAACUCGUCUGUGGAGGCCUUCAAGAAGCAGACUCAGUGCAUGGUGGAGCAGUAUGGCAAUUACAGCAUUAACCAAGAGCCUGUGAAUGGAAGACACACAUUGGGGGAGAAUAUUGCUGACAACGGCGGACUCAAAGCUGCUUACAAGGCUUAUGUGAACUGGAUCAAAAAGAACGGUGAGGAGGCUACGCUGCCGGCCCUGGGAAUGACCAACCAUCAGCUGUUUUUUGUGGGGUUUGCUCAGGUCUGGUGCUCUGUCAGGACACCCGAAAGCUCACACGAGGGUGUUAUCACAGAUCCACACAGCCCAUCAAGAUACAGAGUCAUCGGCAGCAUCUCCAAUUCGAAUGACUUCUCCAAGCACUUUAACUGCAAAGCAAACACUCCCAUGAACCCGAAACAUAAGUGUGAGCUGUGGUGAAGCCUCACUGCUCGGCGCUGCUCUCCAGCCCGAUGUGAGAUGGACACUGUGGAGAGCAGCUCUGGAGAUGAAUCUCUCUGGGAGGGAAUGCCGAAAACCACUGAAACUCUUACUGCCUUGCCACUUAAUGCUUAUCAGGUUCCGUAUCCAGACGAACUCUGCCUGCUGUGGGGAAUUUUAACCACAAGGACCGUUGGUUGGGUGAACAGCUUUCCGCAAACUGUCAAGUUAAAUUUAGCACAGUGUGGUUUUUGAACACUGGAAACUCGACAAAUGGUUACAGGAAUGUGAUAACCACUCUCAUUUUAUUUUAUUUUAAAUUGCUCAUGUGAAGUGGAGAAUAGGCACACCAAGGCUUCCCUUGUGAGUUAUGGUGCUUGCAUCUGCUCCAGGUCACUUUCAUCAGAUUGCAUUUUAGGUCAGAUUUUUAUUACAUGAAACCAAACACAUUGUGAGAUUUUAAACCGCAACAAUUAUGACAAUUUGGUUCACAAAUGGACAGUUUUAAAGCUUUCUAUUAAGAAUGCAGUUUAACUGUGUUUUACUACUGCAGGAACUGUUUGUCUUUGCGAUGUUUCUUUCAAAACUAUGUGUGUACAGUCUAGUCAAAACAUGCCAGGCUAAGCCAUGAUGUGCCAUACCUAUUUUUAUGAGUGAGAGUUUGUCAAAAAUUAUUUUGUAUAAUAAAACCAACGUUAAACCAGA
Salarias fasciatus (jewelled blenny) is the source of this 3454-nucleotide messenger RNA. RefSeq names its product endothelin converting enzyme 1 (gene ece1). Gene Ontology annotation, molecular function: metalloendopeptidase activity. The record is from RefSeq and is a predicted model, not a curated record. The transcript is spliced from 18 exons. Gene Ontology annotation, cellular component: plasma membrane. Gene Ontology annotation, biological process: peptide hormone processing. Bases 449 to 2749 code for a protein of 766 amino acids. Lineage: Eukaryota; Metazoa; Chordata; Actinopteri; Blenniiformes; Blenniidae.